Messenger RNA from Paramisgurnus dabryanus, 1593 nucleotides. RefSeq names its product opioid growth factor receptor-like protein 1. Gene Ontology annotation, molecular function: opioid growth factor receptor activity. The record is from RefSeq and is a predicted model, not a curated record. Lineage: Eukaryota; Metazoa; Chordata; Actinopteri; Cypriniformes; Cobitidae. Gene Ontology annotation, cellular component: membrane.
AUGAGCUAUAUACGGGGAUCAGACUCGGACUAUGAUGAUGAUGAUUGGGACUGUGAGUAUGACUCCACAUGGGAGGACGAAGAUAAAACAUUCAAAAAGAAGAAAAAUAAUCCGUCCACAAGGAGUCGUAGGAACAUGUAUGCUGCAAGGGACAUGCAAGAGUUUCGGCGUAGUCUCAGACGGACCAAAAAUGAAGGGAGCCUCUUACAGUCACUCUCUUGCAUGCAAACCCAUUGCCAGGGUCCCUUCUACAACCUGGAGUUUUACAAAGGUUCAAGGAGAUCAAAGCCAGAUAGUGUAAGCAUUUAUGAAUUUCAUAAAGAAUGGAAGGGUAAAUAUGAUAGGCUGGAAAGAGUUCACUCCUACAUUCAGUGGUUGUUUCCAAUAGAAGAGAAAGGGAUGAACUGGGAAGCACAUGUUCUCACAAAAGAAGAAAUCAAGCAAUUUCGUAAAGACAACGAAGCGAAGGGCAAUUUGUUGAAAUCAUAUGAACUCAUGUUGGAUUUCUACGGUAUACGCUUGGUCAAUGAUCACACUGGAGAAGUAACACAUGCUCAUAACUGGAAGGAACGAUUUGACAACCUGAACAGAAAUACGCACAACAACCUUUGGAUUACACGCAUCCUGAAGUGUCUUGGGGCGCUCGGAUAUGAGCAUUUUCAGGAAAAACUGGUCAGGUUUUUUCUCCAAGAAACUCUUGUAGAGAACAGGCUUCCAAAUCUGAAACAAAGUGUACUAGAUUACUUCAUAUUUGCUGUUUUAGACAAGUCACAAAGACAGGAUCUGAUUAGGUUUGCGUUUUGUCAUUAUCAACCCCAAAAAGAUUUUGUGUGGGGACCCAAAAAGAUUCUGUUACGCACUGCAUUGUAUGAAUGUGCGAGCAAUGAAACCAAGAUUGUUCCAGGGUAUGAAUCUACAGCAUCUGGGGAAAGGAAAAGAACACCUAGUAGCCGCAGUAACACUGAAUGAAGUAUUAGAGAAAUUACCAAUAAGCAAAAAACCUCCAAUGAAAAUAAGAAAAAAUGGCAAGUUAAAGGUGAAAGACCAUGUCAGCUUAAAGAGUCCACAUGGUACAGGAGAGAGAAUGUUUUUGCAACGUCAAUCAAAAGUCUAAUAUUUGAUGGUUUUAAAAAAGAUUAAACCUGUGUGGUGUGUAGAAAAAUCUGACAGAAAUAAAGUGAUAAAACAAAUGGCAAUGUAAAACAUUUUUUUGUUAAUUUCAUAAGUUUUGACUUAAAUUCUGAUUUAACAUGUAUUAUUGCUAAACUGAUACAGAUAACAGGAGAUUAGAAACAUUAUUUUCUACUGGCUAUAGGUUUACAAACAUGUUUUUUAAUAUGUAUUCAUUAAUUAAAUUAAAAACUUGAGAAAGAAAUGAAGUAAUUACAUUUUUGUGAAAAAUGAAUAUUUGUUAAUAAUAUUUUCAUGAUUUUUCUGCUUUUUGUACUCUGAUGAAGUAGAACUUUUGUCUUGUAUGUUUAAAUUUGAAGUGUAAGAUUAUAAAAGUUAAAUUAUAUAAUUUCUUUACUGUUUUCACUUUUGAAGCUAAUAAAAUUGUAUUACCACAAUGACAAAAUUGUUGAAGAAAGUGAU